UCAUAUGCAUCUUAUGGGGUCCCAUCUAACAGUUUGUGGUGGAGCUUCAUCACAAGGAAAUGUUGCAGGCACCACGCCUAUGCAUUACACUCUAUCAUGUCGUGACACCCCACAACGUCAUGACACUCCACCAUGUUGCGACACCCCAGCACGUCGUGACGCUCCAACAAGUCGCGACACUCCACCACGUCGUGACACUCCACCCAGUCGUGACACUCCACCACGUCGUGACACUCCACCACGUCGUGACACUCCACCACGUCGUGACACUCCACCACGUCGUGACACUCCACCAAGUCGUGACACUCAACCACGUCGUGACACUCCACCCAGUCGUGACACUCCACCAAGUCGUGACACUCCACCAAGUCGUGACACUCCACCAAGUCGUGACACUCCACCAAGUCGUGACACUCCACCAAGUCGUGACACUCCACCAAGUCGUGACACUCCACCAAGUCGUGACACUCCACCAAGUCGUGACACUCCACCAAGUCGUGACACUCCACCAAGUCGUGACACUCCACCAAGUCGUGACACUCCACCACGUCGUGACACUCCACCGCGUCGUUCUGGGUCCCGGCAGACUGACUGUGGUGCAGCCUCCUUAGGAGGAGGGAAUGUGCGCACCAGGGUAAUUCAGGAGGAAUUUAAUUUUAGAAAAGAAAGAGAGAAGAGAAGACGAACUCUUUCAAUUCCAAAAAAAGGAAAGAGAGUGGAUGAUGAAGGCAGCAGAAGAAGUAUAUCUAAAAGCGAAGGCUGA
Molecule: messenger RNA, 763 nt
Organism: Bombyx mandarina (wild silkworm)
Lineage: Eukaryota; Metazoa; Arthropoda; Insecta; Lepidoptera; Bombycidae
Source: RefSeq, a predicted model, not a curated record